Molecule: messenger RNA, 603 nt
Organism: Prunus armeniaca (apricot)
Lineage: Eukaryota; Viridiplantae; Streptophyta; Magnoliopsida; Rosales; Rosaceae
Source: the annotation of a GenBank genome assembly
AUGGACAAUAAUGCCCUCGCUUCUCCAAAAACUUUUGCUUGCGGUGGAUCCCACGUGUCCCUCCCCUACAACGAUAAAUACUCAGCCCCUCCUCUUCGUUCCUUCCCUUUUCUCCUCCUUUCCUCCCCACGCUACACUCAAAUGAUCAUGAGUUCCUCAGCCAUGCUCUUCAACCACGAACCGAUCCACUUUAACCGGUUUGAGUGCCCGGUUCAAGAAACCGGACUCACAACAGCCGACAUCCAGGAACUGCUGUCCCUGCUCCAAGAGGGAAACUCGGCCUCUCCAAACUCCGGUUCAGAGGAUUCGAACCGGGCAGUUUACUCGGUGGACGAGAAAAAGCUUAGGCGCAAGAAGUCGAACCGUGAGUCAGCCCGGCGGUCCAGAUGGAGAAAGAAGAGGCACUUUGAGGACCUGACCAACGAUGUGAACCGGUUGAAAGUAGGGAACCGGGACCUGAAGAAGCGGUUGGGCGUAGUUGCCCAAAAGUGUCACGUAACAUGGAGAGAAAAUGACCGGUUGACGUCCGAGUCCCUAGCCCUAAGGGCCAGACUUUCGGAUUUAUACCGGAAUUUUGUUGGCAUGCAGAUGCUGUCACAAUAA